This is a messenger RNA of Anoplophora glabripennis (Asian longhorned beetle), 1964 nucleotides long. RefSeq lists its product as uncharacterized. The coding region runs from base 312 to 1211 and encodes 299 amino acids. NCBI's taxonomy places the organism in Eukaryota, Metazoa, Arthropoda, Insecta, Coleoptera, Cerambycidae. The transcript is spliced from 6 exons. The record is from RefSeq and is a predicted model, not a curated record.
UCUGUGAGACCAUAAAACAAAAUAUCGAUUAAACCCACCCCUGAGGUAUUUUAGAGCACCCCUGCAGUAAAUUUGAUCCUCGCAUAUUAAACAUAAAGUCCAGCAGAAACAAAUAAGAACUGGUCGUGUAAUAAAGAAAGUCUAAAGCUCCCCGAAUCGCAGACAAUAAGAAGUAAAGUUUUAUUAAGCCAUUCAGAGUCCAUUAAAAGUGUUUACUAGUCGACUAAGCCAGAUUAAGUGGUACAGGACAUUUAACGUGGAAGUCGGGAAGGAGAUAAGAGUUAUUAGCCCGAAUUCGAGUGUAGGCAGACAUGUUCUUCAAGAUAUUUAAGCUGCAUCUGAAGCUGCUACUCAGCGUGCUCUUCUUCUUAGGGAAAGAAUCCUCCACGCUCAAGGCGAUGAAGAUCCGGGUGCCGGAAGUGGCCCAAUCGGGCGACACCGUGACCCUGUCUUGCGAAUACGACCUGGAACAAGUGGCGCUCUAUUCCAUCAAAUGGUAUUGGAACGAGGAGGAAUUCUACAGAUUCGUACCCAAGGAGUCGCCGCCGUUCAGGGCGUUCUCGAUGAAGCACGUCAACGUCGACAUAUCCCGCUCAGGACCAACUGAAGUGACCCUGCGCGGGGUCAGCAGAGAACUAACAGGAGACUAUAAGUGCGAGGUAUCAGCAGAUGGCCCACUCUUCCACACUGACAUCAAAGUAGCUCAUAUGAUAGUUGCAGACCUGCCUAACGGUAAUCCAGUGAUGAAUAUCGAGCCCACCAAAGUCGAGAUCGGAAAGAAGAUAACGGCCCACUGCUACUCCCCAGGAUCGGAUCCCCCCGCCAACUUAACCUGGUUCAUUAACGACGACGAGGUUUUUGAGAACAAUGAAAGCAUCAAAAUAUAUCCCAUAGAAAUCGACGUGGAUCAUGCUUUAAACCUGAGAUCUUCAAAAUCCAAGAUAGAAAUAACGACCAAUAAAUCGCACUUCAUUCUUGGCAUCAUGACCAUCAGAUGUGAAGCUUCCAUCUACUCCAUAUGGAAAGAAUCUGUGGAAAAGGUUGUGAGGGAUGACACACCGCAGCUCGCACCUGUUCUUGGAUCCACUUCUUCUCAGAGUCACACUGAUCAAGUCAUAGAAAUUAUCAGCAGUAGCAGCGGCUGGACCCUGAGUCGGUCUAUGUGGAACGUCCUCAAUGUACAAUUCUUUUUAAUGUUAUUUCUGAGGUAAUGUUAAAUAUUGGGUAACUAGAAAUUAUUCAGCGUGCCUCAUCAGUGAUGUUUGUAAACGUAAAGGGUAUUAUUCUGAAAUUGUUCACUGAGUACACAACCCCAGGUUAAUUUAUUGAUAACGUAUGUACAUAUUGUCUGUUGGUGGAUGUGUUGUCUUAAUGGAAAAAUAUUUAACUGGUCUGGAGUUGAGUGUCCAAGAGGGACACCUGUCGUAGACAGUUGAGUGCAUUUUUCUACAUUAUUUUCACUGUGACUCAGCUCAUAUAUGUUUUUGCCAUCUGUUAUGUACAAAGUACCACAAUCAAAAUGAGGAUCAUUACGAUAACACAUUUUUCUCGUUAGUAAGAUAAGUUUUAAUGGCAAUAAGUGGAAAUUGUAUAAAUCCAGUCCCUUAUAUAUAGUAUUCUCUGAAAUUAUAAUAUCUAUUUAAUAGACUACCUAUUCCUACAUACCAUAGUGUUAAUUUAUAUUCUAGUAUGUAAAAAUGUGAUAAAAAAACUAGAACUAAGGUUUUAGUAAAGUAGAUAAUUAUUUUAAAAUUUGUAGUACGCAAAAUUUAUAACCAAUGUAAAUGUUUAUAAAAGUUUAUUAUAAUCUAUCCCAAUUUUUGCGUACAUACGGUGUAUUAUAUGGUGUAAUAUACAUGUUGAGACGAUUUUCUCUUUAACUAACCAGAUAAGCUUUUUGAUUGUUGGAUAAUUUGCGCAUUACAUUGUUUUUUACAUAUACUGUAUUUAUUGUAGGUCGUUAA